Molecule: messenger RNA, 273 nt
Organism: Naegleria gruberi
Lineage: Eukaryota; Heterolobosea; Eutetramitea; Acrasida; Naegleriidae
Exons: 2
Coding region: 1-273 (90 amino acids)
Biological process (GO): microtubule-based process
Cellular component (GO): dynein complex
Molecular function (GO): dynein light intermediate chain binding; dynein intermediate chain binding
Source: RefSeq, a predicted model, not a curated record
AUGUCUGAAAAUAAGAAAGCUGUGAUUAAAAAUGCUGAUAUGGAAGAAAACAUGCAAAGAGAAGCAGUAGAUAUUGCUGCUCAAGCUUUGGACAAGUUUAACAUUGAAAAGGAUAUUGCUGCUCACAUUAAGAAGGAAUUCGAUAAGAAAUACAACCCAACUUGGCAUUGUGUUGUGGGUAGAAAUUUCGGAAGCUAUGUUACCCACGAAACUAAGCACUUUAUCUAUUUCUACCUCGGUCAAGUUGCCGUCUUGUUGUUCAAAUCAGGUUAA